CGCAUAAUAAAAUGGCUUUUUUAAAACGUAAACUCAAAUCUAAAUCGCGAAAACUGUGUUUAGUUGGUGCAGCUGUGCUUGUUGCGUACGCUGAGCAUUUGCAUGCUGAGCAUUCGACUGUUGCAUCAAGACGUUGUUGGACGCGAGAGCUCUUCGCAGAGGCUUCACAACACGGAUUAAGGUUAAUCGACCAGCUGUAUCUGAACGAUGGAAUAGGGUUCGGGAAUUUCAUCCGAAUGACCGCAACAGACUUUGAAGUGCUUCUUGGCAUGGUUGGAGCCAAAAUUGCCGCAAAAGAAACACCAUUCCGCCAAACUAUUCCUCCGAACAUGCGGCUGAUUGUUGUACUACAUUUUCUGGCGACGGGAAACUCCUACACCAGCUUACAGUCCACGUUUAAAAUUUCGAAGCAAAUAAUUUCCCGGAUUGUACCUGAGGUUUGCGCGGCCAUACAAGUGGAAUGCUGCAAGUUUAUAAAGACACCGAAAUCUCAACAUGAAUGGAAAGCUGUUGCUGCGGAAUUUGAGCGAAAAUUGCACUUCCCGCAUUGUUUGGGAGCAUUGGAUGGGAAGCAUGUAAAAAUUGUGGCACCAACUAUUAGUCGCAGCGAGUACUACAAUCAUAAGAAAUGCUUCAGCAUAGUUAUGAUGAUUAUAGCGGACGCUAAUUUCAACAUCAUAUAUGCCAACGUGGGAGCCCAGGGUCGAUUUUCUGGUGGCGAUGUUUUUAAACAAACGACUAUGCAUCGUAACAUCGAAGCAAAUACUGCCGGCCUGCCUGAAGACGACCCUUUACCAGGACAAUCCAGUCCAACACCGUACGUCCUGGUGGCCGAUAAAGCAUUUGCUUUAUCGAAGCAUUUGAUGAAGCCCUAUCCCGGACAUCCAACAGACCAAUCACAAAUGACAUACAACAAUCGGCUGUGCAGAGCUCGAAUCGUGAUUGAAAAUGUUUUCGGAAUUUUGGCAUCAAAGUUUAGGGUUUUCGCUAGCCCAAUAGGAUUACAGCCGGCAAAAGCGAAACAGGUGGUAAAUGCCUGCAUUGUCCUGCAUAAUUUUUUGCUCAGAGACAAUGAAUCGAGGAGUCAUUACUGUCCCGCUGGAAGUAUGGACAGCAUUCAAGACAACACAGUUUGUCCUGGCUCUUGGCGAAACGAUGCAAAUGAAAUGCUCGAACUUCAAAGUGUGCCACGACAAGUGCCACAUAGUCUGUGGCCGAACCAGUCCACACAUCAUCAUCAUCAUCAGCAUCAGCAUCAUCGCAUCAUCGUGAUCUCAUCGCUCUGA
Messenger RNA from Anopheles cruzii, 1286 nucleotides. RefSeq lists its product as uncharacterized. NCBI's taxonomy places the organism in Eukaryota, Metazoa, Arthropoda, Insecta, Diptera, Culicidae. The record is from RefSeq and is a predicted model, not a curated record. The transcript is spliced from 3 exons. The coding region runs from base 12 to 1286 and encodes 424 amino acids.